Messenger RNA from Abrus precatorius (Indian licorice), 2442 nucleotides. RefSeq names its product NAC domain-containing protein 73-like. Lineage: Eukaryota; Viridiplantae; Streptophyta; Magnoliopsida; Fabales; Fabaceae. The transcript has 3 exons. Bases 988 to 1959 code for a protein of 323 amino acids. The record is from RefSeq and is a predicted model, not a curated record. Gene Ontology annotation, molecular function: DNA-binding transcription factor activity; transcription cis-regulatory region binding. Gene Ontology annotation, biological process: regulation of DNA-templated transcription. Gene Ontology annotation, cellular component: nucleus.
GUGAUCACAUUUUCCUUGUGUCCAUAAGUGGAAUAAUUGUUUGCUAUGGAUGUGAAGGGAAAUUAAAAGGAGAGCGAGAGAGAGUGACAACUUUAAAUAUGAAUCUACGUGAAGAAAGGGAUUAAUAGGAAUAUACAGCGUCUUUUGUUGGUUGGUGAAUAUAUAUACUUAAAUCGAUCAUAAACGUAUUCCUUAUGUUACAUUCUUUAUUAAUCGGUUCGUAGGUAAAUGUCUAAUGUCAAUGAAUUUUUGCAUAUCUUUAAGAGCACUCAAAUUUGACACUGCAGCUAAAGUUCCCAACACUGGCACACACACACACUCUCUCUAAAGAGGUGAAACGUCCUAAGAAGAAUCAGAUUGCCCCGUCUCCACUCUUGCCACCACCUUUUCCCCUCCAUCUUUUUGUUAGUAAAGUUUUAGCCUUUCAUGUAUAAUAAUGAUACCCUUUUAAUUGCUUAAUCAGGGUCAAGUGCAAUUAAUCAUUUUUAACCCCUACACCAAAAGAAGUCUCCCCAGCUAGGCCGCAUUUAUUCCUUUGUACAUCGUAUUACGAGAGCAUAGCCAAACGUGACCUCCAAGCAAUCUUUCCUAUUUGAUCUAGACUAUCCCUUUUAUUUCUCACUUUUCUUUUUGGGGGCUAUAUAUCCUCUCUCUCUCUCUCUCUCCGUGAACAGGAGCCAACCAGUUCGGAAAUCAAACACGGUUCAAUCAUUGAAUCAUAACAUAGAGAACACAUACAGAAGAAAGGAAAAAGUGGGAACCUGGUAUGAUUAAAUUCUCUCUCUUCGAGCAACCAGAAGGUGAUUCAGAAUAAACGAGUCCUCAAAGAGACAAGCAACUAGCUUUACCUUUCUUCACCCUUUUUCAUCUCAAUUUUUUCCUUACUUUUUAAUAUUUUAUUAGGGAACUAGCUGAUAUUGUAGAAGCGUUUGAAAGAAAAAGGGUUCUGUGUUGUGAUAUAUGUGCAAAGGAAAUUAACACAGAAAGAUGACAUGGUGCAAUAAUGACUCUGAUGAGGAGAGGGGAAUGGAAUCAAUCACGCCAAUUAUUACUCGUGACACUGUUGUUACUGACAUAAAACUCACCGAAGAAAUUCGAACUAUAACAUGUCCCUCAUGCGGCCAUAACAUUGAAUUCAAAGAUCAGGGUGGAAUUCAUGACUUGCCGGGGUUACCAGCUGGAGUGAAGUUUGAUCCGAAUGACCAAGAAAUAAUAGAACAUUUGGAGGCAAAAGUGGCAUCUGAUGUGUGCAAGCUUCAUCCCCUAAUUGAUGAGUUCAUACCAACGCUUGAAGGCGAGAAUGGGAUUUGUUAUACACACCCAGAAAAGCUACCAGGAGUUAGCAAAGAUGGACAGAUACGGCACUUCUUUCAUAGGCCUUCAAAAGCAUACACAACUGGAACAAGGAAAAGAAGAAAGGUUCACACUGAUGAUGAAGGAAGUGAAACAAGAUGGCACAAAACGGGAAAAACGAGAGCAGUUUUUGCAGCUGGUGGUGCAGUAAAAGGUUUUAAAAAAAUACUAGUACUCUACACCAACUAUGGUAGGCAAAAGAAGCCUGAGAAGACUAAUUGGGUGAUGCAUCAAUACCAUCUUGGCAGUAAUGAAGAAGAGAAAGAUGGAGAACUAGUUGUUUCAAAGGUAUUCUACCAGACACAACCUAGACAAUGUGGUAAUUCCAUCAUAAUAAGGGAUCCUUACGAAAAAAUAUUGAAUGAUGGAAAUGACCACGACAACAAUACAACACCAACACCUAAAAAUGCAAGUCUUGUUGACUGCUACAGUGCUCCUUACAUAAAUUAUGAUAAUGUCCAUGUGGGUCAUAAUAGAGAAAGCUGCCCACAACUAGUUAUUCCAAACUCGGUUGUCCAAGUUGAUGGCCCCUUUUUUCGCUUAGCAAUGGAUCCAAACAAAGCAAGAUUGGAAAGUAACACUGAGAAGAGCUUCUUGUUAGAGUAGCACUAAUGACAAUGAUUACACAGGUGUCCAUUGUUUCAAUUACUAAUUAAUUAACAGUAUUUAUAUGUGGGAAUAUUAGAAUGAAGGAGUUCCAAGGUUGAUGGAAUAAGAUGGCUUCCUUAGCUUAUUGAGAUACAUAUGGUGGUGGCUGGACUUUCCCAUAAUUGACCCUGAUCAACGAAGUUAAUCUGAGAGGCAAGGAAGGUAUUUGUGGUACUGUUGUUGUUUGAUUUUAGCUUUAGUACAGGUACAUUCGUAAAAUCUUUUCCCCAUGUGUUUAUAGAUAUUACAAUAGUAGGGUUAGCGUUUAUUGACUAUUCAUCAGUAUGAAUUGAAUGUAUAUUAUGUUAUGCCUAGAAUUGAGUUCUCCCAAGUCCAACUGCCCCCAAUAAAAAUAAAUUGAAAACUUGUUUCAUUCUUUGUAUUGUAUAUAUCUCAGCAACUUUGCUGGGAAGUUUGUCCCUAGUAGUUUCUUUUUCUUUU